Messenger RNA from Lingula anatina, 2465 nucleotides. RefSeq names its product cationic amino acid transporter 4-like. Gene Ontology annotation, cellular component: plasma membrane. The record is from RefSeq and is a predicted model, not a curated record. Gene Ontology annotation, biological process: transmembrane transport; amino acid transport. Gene Ontology annotation, molecular function: amino acid transmembrane transporter activity. Lineage: Eukaryota; Metazoa; Brachiopoda; Lingulata; Lingulida; Lingulidae.
UCUACGGGAAUGGGGUCUUACAGAGUGCACUUUGUUUGUAUGCUAGCUUUUCAUAACGCGGCUCUCCUGACGUUAGUGUGAGUCAAGUACGCACAACAGGCAAAAUAAAAAAAACAAGUUCACCAUGCUCGGCUGUAACACUUGAUGCAGUCGCGAUAGCUUGCAGUCACUCUCAAGAUUCUUCUGACUGACUUGCUUCCUCUUGUAAACACCACGUGGCGAAAAUGGCGUCUGCCUGGUGCGGUGCACUCUGGGAGAAACUCAACCGGAAGAAGACACUUGAGAAAGAUCUGCUGCAGACUCCUCUUCACCGUUGUCUCAGCACCCAGCACCUGGCUCUCAUAGGCAUAGGGCAGAUGGUUGGGGCUGGAGUGUUCGUCCUCACUGGGACGGUGAUCAAGGACAAAGCAGGUCCGGGUGCCAUCUUGUCUUAUCUCUUUGCCGGCAUUGCGGCCUUGUUGUCUUCGCUUUGUUACGCUGAAUUUGGUGCUAGAGUUCCCAAAGCAGGGUCAGCCUAUGUGUAUACUUACAUCACGAUAGGAGAGUUCUGGGCGUUUCUCGUGGGUUGGAACAUUAUUUUAGAAUACAUAGUUGGAGCAGCGGCAAUAGCACGCGCUUUGAGCGGUUCCAUAGACGCGCUGGCAAAUAACACGAUGAGCAACACUCUUGAAGAACAUUUGAGUUUGCCGGGACAAUUCCUAAGUCAGUACCCAGAUUUUCUUUCAUUUGCCUUUGUAAUGUCUGUAGCAGUGAUUGUUGCGUUGGGCGCAAAACUUUCUGCUAACAUAACAAGCGUUUUCACUGUCAUCAACGUAACUGUCAUAGUGUCGGUGGCAAUCCUUGGAUUUAUUUAUGCGGAUCCCACAACCUGGGAUAGCGGGUUUCUCCCAUACGGCUUUCAGGGAGUUCUUGGAGGUGCAGCAUCCUGCUUUUUCGCAUUCAUCGGAUUCGACGGAAUUUCCAUCGCUGGUGAAGAAGCUGAAUCUCCGGGAAGGUCAAUCCCGGUUGCGACAAUUUCAGCGAUGAUUGUCACGACGGUGCUCUACAUAUUUGUGACAACUUCCGUCAGUUUUCUUGUUCCUUAUUAUGACAUUUCUGCCAGCGCCCCGUUCCCGGCAGCCUUUGCGGCGCGCGGUAUCCACUGGGCAAAAUACGUCGUCGGUGCCGCGACAGUUGUGGCAAUUUUUACGGCACUUUUAGGCAACAUGUACAUGCUCCCGAGGACGAUCUACGCCAUUGCAUCUGAUGGAUUAUUGUUUAGAAUAUUUGCCAAAGUAAAUGAUCGCACACAGACGCCCGUGAUCGCCAACUUUGUGUUCAGUCUCGUAGCUGCUCUGAUGGCCCUGUUACUUGACAUGGAGACGUUGGUUGACUUUCUGUCCAUCGGAACUCUGAUGGCCUAUACGAUGGUGGCGGCAUCUGUUAUCCUUCUCCGUUACCAGCCCAUCUCAGAGUGUCAGUUUGAGCUGCACCCAGAUCCUACAGAUAGCGCCACCGAUUCUGCAGGCAACAUGGCGGCAGCCGAAAAUGGCAGCAGUAGUGAGAGCAAACCAUUGCACCAUUCAUACAGCCAUGACGAUUUUGGCAAACUAAAGAAAUUAUUUCGCGCUCUUCCGGUGUUACGGCACUGCAGCCCCGGCACCGCAGUGGCUACGUCCACGAUUAUCAUGGCGGCGUUCAUGGCAGCGUUGUGUAGCUUGGCUUUAUACGCCACGGAGAGUAUAUUACGAGCAGAAUGGUGGACAAUAGUUUUACUUGUAGUACUUAUUUUGGGGACAGUCUUCUCAUUCUUGGUGAUCGUUGCACAUGUUCAGAAUACAGCGUUCAAGACGUUCCAGAUUCCACUGGUACCUCUGCUUCCUGCGACCAGCAUGUUUAUAAACAUCGCAAUGAUGCUGAAACUGACCUAUCUGACGUGGAUCCGACUGGCUAUAUGGAUUGCAGUAGGGCUUGUGGUGUACUUUGCGUAUGGAAUAAGAAACAGCGCAGAGAACCGCAGUCUUGCCUCCUAUAACGCUUUAACUUCGUACGGAGGGGACGGUCAGCAGGCACCUGUUCUCCGCGGUGAUGACGACGACGAUGAUGAUGAUGGCGGCGCGGAGGAGGGUGGCGAUGGAGACAAGUGGAAAAAAUCUCAGGAGGAAAAACCCGAGUUCGAGUGAGGAAUCAGGUUUCUGUCCACGAGAUGUUCGUUCAUUGCUUGUUGUAGGGUUCUUGCUGUUUGAAAUGGCGUCAAGCUUGUUGCGACGAUCCACGCCGGUAGCCAUAGAGGAUAGAAAUCCGGGGAGACCUACGUAUAGAGGAGCUUGUAGGUGAAUGCGUAUUGUAAUGUUAAGUGUAGGCCAAAUUACGUAUAACUAAGUGUGCAAUAGUUUGUGCUCCGAAUCCGCUAAUUUAUUGUCAUUUAUCGUCAAUGAGAAGCAAGAAGUAGCCGAGUCAUAAUGUCUGAGAGAGAGAGAGAGAGA